Trichoderma virens Gv29-8 is the source of this 1932-nucleotide messenger RNA. RefSeq lists its product as uncharacterized. Gene Ontology annotation, biological process: DNA-templated transcription; regulation of DNA-templated transcription. Gene Ontology annotation, molecular function: DNA-binding transcription factor activity, RNA polymerase II-specific; DNA binding; zinc ion binding. Lineage: Eukaryota; Fungi; Ascomycota; Sordariomycetes; Hypocreales; Hypocreaceae. Bases 1 to 1932 code for a protein of 643 amino acids. The transcript has 5 exons. The record is from RefSeq and is a predicted model, not a curated record.
AUGGAAACCGAAGACGCGUUGAUAGGGCUGCAAGACGCUUCAGACGAGUCUCCACCAAGCAUGCCCUCAGCGUCGAAAGCAUCCACCCAUAGCCCGAAGCUGAAGAGCCGAGCUUGUGAUACUUGCCACAGAAGAAAAGUCAAAUGUGACAACGCUAAGCCGUCCUGCUCGGAGUGUGUCAAGUUUGAUUCUCAGUGCACAUACAUUGUGGCAGCAACGCCAAAGAAGAUUAAACGCCGAAGGCCGAAGAAGAGCGAAGCUCUUGAAAAGAGGGUCACUGAGCUAGAGAGCAUCCUGCGUCAGGCGGUCAACAGCCUUGAAGUCACGACCUAUAAUCAGAAUCAUAUAACCGGCAGAACCUCCAUACGGGAGCUUUCAGCACUACAAAGUCCGACAAAUCCCUCGUCACCUCUAAACUCUAACCCCGCAACCACUGAGAGUGACUCCAACGCUAAAUAUGUCGAGACUCCAUUGUUCAAUAGGGCGCUUGUGGCAUGGAUUCCAGGGUACUUCAGAUCUGUAUCCCGACCUCACGGCCGUAUCGAGCAUACAAAAUCGAAGGGACGAUCAGAGUUCAUUGCUCAUAUCCGACUCUAUUUCAAUACCUACAAUCGAAUCAUCACGCUGUUCGACCAAGAUGACUUUAUGAAUCGGUUUGCCGAACUUGAUAUGGAUCAGAUCCGGGCUGAUGCAGCACUUUGGACUGCCACAAACGUCAUGUGUGCCAUUGCUCUCCGCCAACAAUCUCUGUCGUAUUUUGCCGACUCCCCCAAUAAUCCGGACCACGAGGCGUGGCAAUAUUUGGACACGGCGUUAGAUAAAGCGGUGGAACUUACAAUUCGAGGCAGCAAUGACCUCCUCGCCAUUCAAGCACUGGUAGGAAUGGCCAUUUUUCUACAAACCGCUCCAGACGCGCACGCGGCGUCGACACUUCUUGCGGCCGCGAUCCGUUUAGUCCUUCAGAAUGGCCUUCAUCUUCAGAAGGAUGAGCAACCAUCAGGACAAUCUAGAUCUGAAAAUUUCCGUCUCAGGGUUCAACGAAAUCGCGUCUUCUGGAUAGCUUUUAAUCUAGACCAUAAUCUUGCCGCUCGACUGGAAAGGCCACCACUAAUACAUGAAGAUGACAUUGGCGUUGACCUGCCUCCGUUGUACCCUGACGAUGGACUAGGCUAUCUAUCAUCUGUUGACAAUUCUACAAGGUUCAACUUCAUGCGUGCUCGUUCUCACCUGGCCCUCAUAGAGAACCGUAUACACCGACGACUCAUGUCUGCAAGGGGGAAACGCCAAACAGCUCUGGAGCGUGAAAUAGCAAUCAAAGAGCUGGAGGCGGAGCUCAAUAAUUGGAAGGACACAUAUCCGGAUCUAAAUGCUACGCUCGAUUAUCUUGCUGCAAAUAGAGAGCUGUGGGUGAACUUUGAGGGAGCGGCAUUUCAGCUGUUGCGAGUACUUUCUCUUGCGUACCUUGGCUGCCAUACCAACUUGCAUGGGCUCUCUUAUCGGUCUUUACGAGCGCAAGUAUGGGGCCAUUCCCGACUAUUGAAUACUUCUGAUCCAUCAGAACUCGACUUGUUACCAUCGAUCUCAGGCAUAUAUGGAGAUACUGGGCCGCCCAGCUGCUGUGUUUCGAUCGCGAGAGCAUUGUUGAUUCUGCUUCAGCUUAGCCAAAAUACCGAUCACGCUUGUACAUGGUCUUCCCUCCACCACCUUGUCACGGCACUGAUCAUUCUCGUAACUCAUGCCGCAAGAAACCCCCUGACCGAGGAAUCGAUGGCGGAUAUACAGCUGGUGCUUCCUGUCGUAGAGAUGCUCCGUCGAUUUGAGGAGGUCUCAAUGGACAGUGGCAUAGGAAAUUCGAAGAAAGUAGCUGCUCAGCUGGUGCAUGAGUAUGCACGCAGGGCGCUGUUUGACCAAGCUGGUAGCCUUUCCCAAUGA